Molecule: messenger RNA, 159 nt
Organism: Sphaeroforma arctica JP610
Lineage: Eukaryota; Ichthyosporea; Ichthyophonida
Exons: 1
Source: RefSeq, a predicted model, not a curated record
CUGCAAGAGGAACUGGGCCUACAGCUGUCUGAAAGGGACGUGCGAGAACUUUUGCGACUGAGUCUGUACGACGUGGACGAUGUGGAUAUGCCACAGACAGCAGAUGACCAUUUGCUCCAGACUUUAGCGCAACGGGGACUGAUGGGGCUGAUCUCCUGA